GAUUAUUUGAUGAGAUGUUGUUAAAUAUUCGAUCUUGUUGCUACCUCCUAAGCCCUUUUUUUUUGAAAAAAAAACCUGUUUUCGUGAUUUCCAGGCUUUGUCACUUGGCUUUGUGAGUGUUUCUGCAUGUCUUAUGUGGAUAAAGCCAUGUCUGGUCGAAGCCCAUCCCCAAAUAUAAAAAUUCCCGAAAUAACUUGCCCCAGUGGAGCCAUGUCUGUCACUUCUUCCAUUGAACCGACUCCCUUGCCAGCAGUACAAGGUGAGAAUUUACAUGGGCCUGUUGCCAUUCUUUGGGACAUCGAAAACUGUCCAGUUCCCAGCGAUGUUAGACCUGAAGAUGUUGCUGGCAACAUUCGUCUGGCAUUGAGAGCACACCCUUUGAUCAAAGGAGCUGUGACAAUGUUUUCCGCAUACGGGGACUUCAAUUCCUUUCCUCGUAGGCUAAGAGAGGGAUGCCAAAGGACUGGCGUUAAGCUUGUCGAUGUGCCAAAUGGUAGAAAAGAUGCUGCUGACAAGGCUAUUUUGGUUGAUAUGUUCCUAUUUGCCCUCGACAAUCGUCCACCUUCUUCAAUUAUGUUGAUCUCCGGGGAUGUGGAUUUCGCUCCUGCUUUGCAUAUACAGGGACAAUGUGGUUACAUGGUGAUCCUUGUCAUCCCUUCUAAAGUUUUUGUCUCAUCCGCUUUGUGCAGUGCUGGCAGGUACGUAUGGGACUGGUCGUGCAUUGCCCAUGGAGAAGGUUUUGUCUCUUCGAGAACUGGUUUAACGCGGGGAUCCGAGCUUUCCGGCUAUCUUAUGGGUAACAAUUUUGAUGACUGCCAUGAUGUUCAGAUUGAAGAAGAAGCCAUUGUUUAUAAAGGAAGUUACAAUUCCAGUAACACUCGGGAUCUGUCUGUGGUAUCCCAGACGUCCUCUGAAUACAAUAUUAAU
Messenger RNA from Phalaenopsis equestris, 927 nucleotides. RefSeq names its product meiosis arrest female protein 1-like. The annotation marks the transcript as partial. Gene Ontology annotation, biological process: regulation of gene expression. Gene Ontology annotation, cellular component: peroxisome. The transcript has a single exon. Lineage: Eukaryota; Viridiplantae; Streptophyta; Magnoliopsida; Asparagales; Orchidaceae. The record is from RefSeq and is a predicted model, not a curated record. Gene Ontology annotation, molecular function: RNA nuclease activity.